GGGCGCACAGACUAACUUUUGUCAACCGUGUCAUCUGUCAAAUAUCUUCUUUGAAACGUAAACAGAAGAUUUCAUUUUCAUUUUUAUAAUCAACUUAUUUCGAUUAACAAAGGACGGUCGAUGGAUAUCGAAGCAUUUUCCGAUGACAAUUUCGAUGCAAUCGAGUGGAUCAACAAAACGUAUGCAAAUGGGGCCGAUAAACACGUCAAUAAGGAAAUUUUCGUUUCCAAUUUGGUGUCGAAGAUGCAAUUGUAUGUGCAACAAUUGAACUCUGCUCUGGAAGACACCAGCCAGCAGGUAUUGUCAGCGAUACCUAAGAUCAUGAAGGAUGCUCAGAAUUUGCAAAAUGCCGCUGUCUCACUGAAAACUCAGAUGUCUGACGUUCAGUGUAAUAUCGACCAAGUGCAACGAAACACUGGUGCAAGUAUGCAAAACUUAGAACGUCUGGACGAUUUGAAGAGUAAACUUGAGUUUGCCAAACAGGGGAUCCAGGAAUCCGACGGCUGGGGCAGAUUAACAACAGAACUUGACGAACUUAUUGAACAUGCCAAACUAGCAGACGCUUGUAGUAAGUUACAGGCGUUGCAAAAAUCCUUACAAGCACAGAUAGGAUUGCCGCAUCAAUCGGACCGUGAAGACCAAGUGGAGGACUUCAAAAAUCGAUUGGAAGCACUCGCUAGUCCCGGAGUUGUUCAAUCAUUUCAGACUGGGGAUAUUGAAUCGUCGAAGAAAUUCGUGGAAAUGUUCUCGGUAAUGGAACGUUUGCCGCAGCUCACCCAAUAUUAUCGUACUGUGCAAAAGAAAAUGCUGCAGCAAUAUUGGACGGAAUGCGUCGACACAUCGCUCAAUUCGGGUUCAGUUGGUUGCCUGCGAAUAUUUUACGAUCAUUUGUACGAAAAGUGGCAAAAAGAAUCCAGGUGGUGCUCGUCGGUAUUCGGACAAAUUGGCUUCCACGAAUCCGCUCUAGUUAUCAUCGAAACAUUGGUAUCGUUGCAACCAGGUAGAGAUAUGGUGAUUACGAACAUCGUCAAACAAAGUAAUGACAAGUUGGCUGUUUUGAGUGAAGCAUCAGCGGCAAAUGUUUACUUUGGGGGAUUAGUAAAACGGUGCAUUGCCUCGUCACCGAGUACCGUUCCCGAUCAGACCCUCAAAUCAAUGAUCUUUGUCAUAUACGAUUUCUUCGAUUCAUUCGUCGCACAGUACACAUCUGCUGAGCAAAAUAAUCUACUUGUCCAAUUGGAAGAGUUUCAGUUAACUCACAACACCUGCGCGGAUAGUGUACGAGCGUUGGGCAAUACAAAUUCGAAAAUUUUCCAACUUUGUACAUCGGCAUUGAAUAGAUGCGAAGACGUUACACAGAAUUGUGGGCUAGUGUCGUUGGUCACGUCGUUGAAUUACAUCUUCAAGAUAUUCUUAGACAAAUACAGAAAGGCCCAGCAACAACUGCACGCGAGUAGAAAUUCUGAACAAAAUUGGAGUCUACUUCAAACAUGCAUUUCCCUGCUGCAAAACAUAGGCGAUUUUGUGUCGCAAUUGAAUGAAUUCGGUAAUACAGUGGCCGAUCGUCUGCUACAACUCGAGCCGAUUCACAUAAGCACCGACAAGUCACUGCAUUUCGGCUACAAAAUGAAAGAGAAACGAGAAUUGAACGAAUUCCGGAAACUCAUUCAAUCCAUCCGGUUGAAAAAUGACAACCACAGCGACGACGAUAAUCCGAAUGCAACGUUCACCGUUUUCGUACCGACCUUCGAAGUACUGAAACCGAUAUGUGAAUACACCCAUGAUACGACGUUGGCAUCGAUAUUUUCUCCGAUCGAGAAAUAUUUAACAACAAAUGUCGAGCCGCCAGAGUCGCUAAACUCGUCCGAUCAAAAUCUUCCGGAUUAUAGUUUUGCACCGCAAGAGUUUAUCACACAAAUCGGUCAAUACUUGCUGACGUUACCGCAGCACUUGGAACCGUUGCUUCUAUCACCGUCGACACAUCUUAAAACGGCUUUAGAACUGUGCGACACCAAAUACACACAAAAUAUUCCCAGUACCGACGUUCUGCUUUCACUGCUCGUCGACGAAUGUUGUGCGAUGUACGAAGAACAAAUCACCCAAAUAUGCCAACUUAGUCCGACUGCAUCGAAACAAAUCGCAACGGACAUCGAGUAUUUGGGCAAUGUGUUGGAAGAGCUUGGACUUCCGUUGAGUAAUCGCUUACGACAGACUGUGACGUUACUACGUGCACCACCAGAAACAUAUUUGUCAUCGAGCGCUGGCUGCGAUCCGAAAUUGGUGUCAAGCAUUAGACAAAUGAGAAAUAUUAUAUCCGGUUAAACGAAAAUUUUAUUGCAAAUCUAAAUAUGGAAUAUAUUAAACCAUUGAAAAAGC
This is a messenger RNA of Bradysia coprophila, 2376 nucleotides long. It is a transcript of the gene Cog7, whose product is annotated as conserved oligomeric Golgi complex subunit 7. Gene Ontology annotation, biological process: intracellular protein transport; Golgi organization; retrograde vesicle-mediated transport, Golgi to endoplasmic reticulum. Gene Ontology annotation, cellular component: COG complex. NCBI's taxonomy places the organism in Eukaryota, Metazoa, Arthropoda, Insecta, Diptera, Sciaridae. The record is from RefSeq and is a predicted model, not a curated record.